Messenger RNA from Perognathus longimembris pacificus (Pacific pocket mouse), 1310 nucleotides. RefSeq names its product SEC11 homolog A, signal peptidase complex subunit (gene Sec11a). The transcript is spliced from 6 exons. The record is from RefSeq and is a predicted model, not a curated record. The coding region runs from base 304 to 843 and encodes 179 amino acids. Lineage: Eukaryota; Metazoa; Chordata; Mammalia; Rodentia; Heteromyidae. Gene Ontology annotation, cellular component: signal peptidase complex; membrane. Gene Ontology annotation, molecular function: serine-type endopeptidase activity.
UGGGCCGCCGGGCCAGGUGCAGGAGGCGGGCCUAGGCCAGAUCUCCACAGACGAGGGAGGGCCGGCGCAGGAAAACCCUUCCCCUACCGGGAGCUCGCGAACCGCUCGCACGCGGGAAAGCCUUUCCACGGAGAGCGUCUCGGAGCCAGAGCGGACCACGCCAACUUCCGGCCCGCCCCGGAAGCGGAAGUGCAGGCGCCACGGGGUCGUGUCCAUCGUGAGCCCGGCCCGCGCGCCCGCCGUUCCGCCCGGCGAGCCCCAGCGCCCCAGUGUCCUGCCGGUGUCCUAUUCGCUGGUCCCGCCAUGCUGUCGCUAGACUUUCUGGACGAUGUGCGGCGGAUGAACAAGAGGCAGCUAUAUUAUCAAGUCCUGAAUUUUGGAAUGAUUGUCUCCUCUGCACUGAUGAUCUGGAAGGGCUUAAUGGUAAUAACUGGAAGUGAGAGCCCCAUUGUAGUGGUGCUCAGUGGCAGCAUGGAACCUGCAUUCCAUAGAGGAGAUCUUCUUUUUCUAACAAAUCGGGUGGAAGACCCCAUUCGAGUGGGGGAAAUUGUCGUGUUCAGAAUAGAAGGAAGAGAGAUCCCCAUAGUGCACCGAGUCCUGAAGAUUCAUGAAAAGCAAAAUGGGCAUAUCAAGUUUUUAACCAAAGGAGAUAAUAAUGCUGUUGAUGAUCGAGGCCUGUAUAAACAAGGGCAGCACUGGCUGGAGAAGAAAGAUGUCGUGGGGAGAGCCAGGGGAUUUGUUCCUUAUAUUGGAAUUGUGACGAUCCUCAUGAAUGACUACCCUAAAUUCAAGUACGCAGUCCUUUUUUUGCUGGGCUUGUUCGUGCUGGUCCACCGUGAGUAAGAAGCGAGCCUCACCGCUCCGUUCCAGGAAGCCGCGAGCUUUGUUCCUGGGUAUCUGCAGUAGACAUGGGUCUGCGGUUGGUGGAGAGCGAGCGCACUGAGGGCGCUCUUGGGAGCACCAGUGUGCAUUAGUUUAUGUUUCCACGCCAGAAUAUAUGUGGGCGGGCGCAUGGGCACUGAGGCGUGCACACGAGGGGACUUCCAAUCACAGGAUUUCAUACCUUGUCAUUGUCCCACUUUCACAUUUUGUACAUCAGUGGAUUUUUUUAUAUUAAAAGGUUGAGCCAAAGCCCCCAGUGUUUGUAUUUUGAAGCCCAGCUUCACUUCUGAAGUGCCUCAGCGUGCUGUCCGCGGAAGUGCAGCUCUGCACGCGUGGACCGCCUGUCCUCACAGUGCCACUCACGGCUCAUGAAGGUGGCUCCAAGUCUUAACUUUGCAAAUUUCAAAUAAAAGACUUUGCACAUUUAA